Messenger RNA from Thalassophryne amazonica, 749 nucleotides. Its product is annotated as isotocin-neurophysin IT 1-like. Gene Ontology annotation, molecular function: neurohypophyseal hormone activity. The coding region runs from base 3 to 467 and encodes 154 amino acids. The transcript has 3 exons. Gene Ontology annotation, cellular component: extracellular region; secretory granule. NCBI's taxonomy places the organism in Eukaryota, Metazoa, Chordata, Actinopteri, Batrachoidiformes, Batrachoididae. The record is from RefSeq and is a predicted model, not a curated record.
AGAUGAGUGGAGCCAUCGUGCCCGUGUGCCUUCUGUUUCUUCUCUCCAUGUGUUCAGCGUGCUACAUUUCGAACUGCCCCAUCGGAGGGAAGAGAUCCAUCAUGGAUGCACCACUACGCAAGUGCAUGGCAUGCGGCCCCGGGGACAGAGGUCGCUGCUUCGGCCCCAGUAUCUGCUGCGGCGAGAGCUUCGGAUGCCUCCUGGCCUCCCCUGAAGCGGCUCACUGCACCGAGGAGAACUACCUGCUCACCCCGUGCCAGGCCGGAGCGAGACCCUGUGGAUCAGAGGGGGGGCGCUGUGCUGCUGCAGGACUCUGCUGUGAUGCAGAAACCUGCACCACUGACCAGUCCUGUCUGAUGGAGGAGGAGACAGAUCAGACCAGUCCGUUUGAAGGCAGUGACCCCAGUGAUGUCAUCCUCAGGCUCUUGCAUCUCACCAGCCACAGCUCUCAUCGAGCUCACCAAUGAGUUGAUCCAGAUGCUAACGUCUCGGCUUUUGGUUGGAAUGGAAUUUGUAAUUCAUACAGUUGUAUUAUAGUUAGUACAGAUUGUAUGUUUAUGCCUCCUAUGUUGUUUUCGGUCAUCAACUGUUUUUUGCUGUAUCUUUAGUAUGUAACAUCUGCCUAAAUUCUGUAGAAUAUCUCAGUUAAUCAAUUUUUAUGUAAAACACAAACAAAAAAAUACAAUGAAUACUGACAAUGAAAUAGGAUGUAGAAUGUGCAUGUUGAAAUAAAGUUUGACCAUGUAAAA